Acytostelium subglobosum LB1 is the source of this 183-nucleotide messenger RNA. RefSeq lists its product as hypothetical. Lineage: Eukaryota; Evosea; Eumycetozoa; Acytosteliales; Acytosteliaceae. The transcript is spliced from 2 exons. The record is from RefSeq and is a predicted model, not a curated record. The coding region runs from base 1 to 183 and encodes 60 amino acids.
AUGGCAUCAACAAUGCAGUUGUCAAACUCUGCCAAUGAGGAGGAGUGGAACAAGUUCUAUCAGGUCAGUGGCAUCGAGCAUCAGGAAGAAGAGGAUGAGAUGCUGUAUCACUUGUUGAAGAACCGAGUCGUCGGCACAACGACAACAUGCAUGAUUCAGAUGUCCAAACAAUCAUCUGAUUGA